This is a messenger RNA of Ipomoea triloba (trilobed morning glory), 1002 nucleotides long. Its product is annotated as cytokinin riboside 5'-monophosphate phosphoribohydrolase LOG1-like. The record is from RefSeq and is a predicted model, not a curated record. Gene Ontology annotation, molecular function: hydrolase activity, hydrolyzing N-glycosyl compounds. The coding region runs from base 140 to 784 and encodes 214 amino acids. Lineage: Eukaryota; Viridiplantae; Streptophyta; Magnoliopsida; Solanales; Convolvulaceae. Gene Ontology annotation, biological process: cytokinin biosynthetic process. Gene Ontology annotation, cellular component: cytosol; nucleus. The transcript has 7 exons.
CAGCAGAGAGCUUACUACAAAAGCCACUAUAAGUCUACAAGAUUUAGCACAACACUAACUCUCACCAAAAAGCCUAUCUCCCACACAUUAUUCACACAAAACAAAGAGAGAGAGAGAGAGAGAGAGUUGGAGAAGAACUAUGGAGGUGGGAAAUAAGGAGAAAGAAGCAUUACAACAGUCCAAAUUCAAAAGAAUUUGUGUGUUCUGUGGCAGUAGCCCUGGCAAGAAGAAUUCCUAUAAAGAAGCAGCCAUUGAACUUGGCAAAGAACUGGUAUCAAGGAAUAUAGACUUAGUGUAUGGAGGAGGAAGCAUUGGGUUGAUGGGACUGGUCUCUCAAGCUGUUUACAAUGGUGGCCGUCAUGUCCUUGGAGUUAUUCCCAAGACUCUUCUGCCAAGAGAGAUAACUGGGGAAACAGUGGGAGAAGUAAAGGCUGUAGCUGAUAUGCACCAGAGGAAAGCUGAGAUGGCUAAGCAUUCUGAUGCCUUUAUUGCUUUACCUGGUGGGUAUGGAACUCUAGAAGAGCUUCUUGAAGUCAUAGCUUGGGCUCAACUUGGCAUCCAUGAUAAACCGGUGGGGUUACUGAAUGUAGAAGGUUACUAUAAUUCUCUGCUCACAUUUAUUGACAAAGCUGUAGAAGAAGGAUUCAUCAGCCCAAAUGCGCGCCAAAUUUUCGUCUCAGCCCCUAAUGCAAAAGAGCUAAUGAAUGAAUUGGAGGAGUACAAUCCCUGCCAUGAACGAGUUGCAUCAAAGCAGAAGUGGGAAAAGGAUCAAUUAAAUUACUAAUUAAUUAUUAAUGUCAUAAAAAUAUUGUUGUCUACUCCAAAAAAAGAGGGAAUUGAAGUAUCUAAAGAGAAUGGCAUUCUAUUAUUGGCUUAUUUUAGGAAAAGCCUCAAAUUCAAGCUAGGCCAAGGCAGCCAACUUUCAUUAAGAGGAAAUUUCUUUCUUUCUUGUAACAAACACUCUAAUUUUCUUUCAUAAGAUUAUUGAUUAAUUUUCGUGUC